Periconia digitata is the source of this 237-nucleotide messenger RNA. NCBI's taxonomy places the organism in Eukaryota, Fungi, Ascomycota, Dothideomycetes, Pleosporales, Periconiaceae. The record is from the annotation of a GenBank genome assembly.
AUGCUUCUCAAGCACAACGCAUCCUUGUGCCAAAACGACGCGUCUGGCUCGUAUCUUGGUUUUUUACCUGAUGAAGUAUUCUCUACUGGAGACUUGAUGACAGUUGAAAGUGCUAGACGCACUUUCUGUGCAAACUUGUGUACUCUGGUUGGCAUACGAACGGAAAAAAAAGCGUUUCUGCGUUGUAAUAAUAUCUACCUGAGCCUUGUGAUCAGCGACAAUCCCUGCAGUAUCUGA